GCCAGCCUGAUCUCAGAUCAGUUGUGUGUCGUACUCGUUACCAUAGUUCCGAUUGACUCUGCGCGUUUACAUGGCGUUCACUUUCAAAAUCACAGCAAUGAUCAACGAGCUGUUUCAUCCCGACAGCGCACUUGACGCAUGACGCGCAGAAUGUGACAAUUCCGUGACGACACGAGAAGAAAGCGGAGUCUCGGUUUUAACGUGACCAGCGAUGCGCGGCCGAUGCGUAAAAGCGCAUCUCAAUCUCGUCUCGCACCGGAUUAAGCGGUUAUUGGGUGAUGAGGAUCAGAUGCCGGUCUGACGUGUUCCCGGGGGAUUUUCCGUCGCUGUUCAAACCCCGCAGCGCGUUACAAACGCGGACACACGCUUUCCGUUUCUCUCAAUGCUGCUAUGACCGGCGCGCGUCACUCCCGGGAUCUGAUUCCUUCCCGCGCGCUGCUGCUGCUCAUCUCUGCGCUGCUCGUGCUCGUCAGGUCUGACCCGGCGGAUAACCAUUGCUCGUCUGACCUCAUCUCCACAUGUGAAGCCUGUCUGAGGCUCGGCCCUGAAUGCGCCUGGUGCUCUCAAGAGAGGUUCCUGAACGGUGCACACAUAAGCCAGAGAUGUGGAUCUGUUUCUGACCUAAGGGUCAGGGGUUGUAAAGAGGAGUUUAUCGAAAACCCACAUGUUAAAGUGGAGGUGAACACCAUGCUCAGCAGCUCACAGGUGACACCUAGAGAGACUACCAUCCACCUGAGACCAGGGAGCGAUGCAAACUUCGUGGUGCAGGUACAGCAGCUGGAACGCUACCCUGUGGAUCUCUAUUAUCUCGUGGACGUGUCUGCAUCCAUGCAGGACAACUUGGAUCGGCUGAAAACUGUGGGUCUGGCCCUGUCUCACCAGAUGAAGGAACAUUCUAGUGAUUUCCAGGUUGGCUUUGGCUCUUUCGUGGAUAAACCCGUGUCUCCGUAUAUCGACGUUCACCCCUCCAAACUGGCGAAUCCUUGCAGUAAUUAUGAGGUCCAAUGCAGGCCCGCUCACGGUUUUAUCCACGUCCUGCCCAUCACAGAGAACAUGACAGAGUUCACACGUGUCAUUAAGAAGCAGAGGAUCUCAGGAAACAUGGACACGCCGGAGGGCGGCUUCGAUGCCAUGCUGCAGGCCAUCGUUUGUAAGAAAGACAUUGGUUGGAGACCAGAAGCCAAACAUCUUCUACUGGUUAUGACUGAUCAACCUUCUCAUUUGGCUCUGGAUAGUAAACUGGCUGGUAUCGUUGUUCCUAACGACGGCCGGUGCCACCUGGAGAACAACAUCUACUCACAAACUACUACUAUGGAACAUCCAACAAUCGGUCAGCUUGCCGAGAAACUUCUAGAGAACAAUAUUUACUCCAUAUUUGCUGUGGACCAGUUGCAAUAUCAGUGGUAUGAGGAUCUCAUGGACUUGAUUCCAGGCAGUUAUGUGGGUCGGCUGUUUCCCAAAGCAUCUAAUCUUAAAGACCUAGUGGUGCAUGCCUACAAGAAGUUUCUAUCAGAUGUGGAGCUGCAGGUCGGGGUGGAGGACAGCCAAGCUCACAGGUUCCGGGUGAACGUAACAGCAUUGUGUCCCAACGGAUCUUUUGUUUUUGGAAAUGCUAAGUGUUCCAGCGUUCAGCCCAAACAAACAGUCUUGUUUAACAUCACGGUUGGAAUGACCUCCUGCCCACCAGAGGGUGCCGAUCAGGAUGUUGUGAUUUCCAUCAGGCCAGUAGGAUUUAAUGAGUCCGUUACCGUGCGAGUCCGGCAGGUCUGUGGGUGUAGCUGCACGGAGUCGGGUCUUUGUCACGAUGACCCAAAUCCCACGGCUUGUUCUGCAGAGACUAUGAAACCGAUGGACGUCUGUAGGGAGGACAGGACUAAACCCAUCUGCAGUGGCAGAGGAAUCUGUGAAUGUGGGAUGUGUGUAUGUGAUUCCAGCAGAUUGGGAAGCAUCUAUGGAAAGUUCUGUGAGAUGGAUGAUUUCUCGUGCCCGUAUGAGAGAGGGCUGGUGUGUGGAGGGCAUGGGCAGUGUGUUUCAGGUGAAUGCGUGUGUCUGCCUGGGUUCACGGGUGAGACCUGCGACUGUCCCGUCUCCACUGAAACCUGCGUGUCGGAUGACGGAUCGAUUUGUAGCGGUCUGGGAAAGUGUGUGUGUGGCAAGUGUGCGUGUGAUGACCCGCGGCGCUCCGGAGCGUUCUGUGAGACAUGCCACACCUGCUACAGCUCGUGUCAAGCUCAAUGGGAUUGUGUAAACUGUCAUUUAUCUAAUGAGCUGGGAUCUAACAGUGUCCAGCUUUGUAAUCACAGCUGCACCCCAUUGGUGGACUAUGUUGAUGACAUCAGAGAGCUGGUAAGAGGAAAAUACUGCCUGUAUCCCACCAAGAAUAAAUGUCAUCAUCGCUUUCUCAUGGAUGUGACGACAGACGGACCACAGCUGCACAUUAGCCGGCAUCCCGUGUGUGAUUGGAGUGAGAGGUCAUUCAAGACGUUUUUCAGCACUUUCCUCCUGACGGUGAUGUUGGGUAUUAGUCUGCUGACCAUAGUCAGAUAUCUACUGAGGACAAAAGACUGUGUGUGGCAGGAAAACCCUGACCAAGAGAGCUGUAAGGAUUCAGCGUAUGUUCCCUCGACCAAUGAGAAGACGAUAACAUACAGGAGGGACCGCUUCCCGAACCAGCCGGUAGAAAUUCACUCACACAUUCUGAAGAUGCCUAUGGGUAAUGCGUGGCAGUGACGGGGUCAAAGGUCGCUCCAGAAACCAAUCACAAUUUACAAAGCACUUAGCUGAAGCAAUAACCUGUGUUUUUAAUUUAUUACAUUAAAAGGCAUUAAAUGUUUCUUAUCCUGGCGGCACACAGGGUGAAGAAGCGAGGUACGAGCUAAACCAUACACAAAUACCUUAAUGAAACUUUUCGUUUUGACACCGAUCACCUCUAUAGAUGGGCCAGUUACCUGUAGAUAUUUUCAGUAUGUUAGUUGUUAUGAAUGAAUGAACACUAUUUAUUUAACACUACAGAAUUUGCAUAUGUUCUGUAUGCAACGGUAUGAUAGUGCUUGCACUAUUUCUGCAGUACGUAUAGAUUUGACGAAAUGUGCAGUAUACAAGCAAAGUACGGUACAUUGUGUUAGAUACUGUAUCCCACAAUGCUAUGCGCUCUUGAUUGAUUUUCAGUGCAAAACUGCUUUAAAAUGCAACAUUUGUCAAAUAGAUGGCACUUAUACUUACGUAAUGUAAUGUGAUGUAAACAUAAGCAUCACUUAGACACAUUUAUUGUUGCAUUAAUCAGCAUACAUAAAGAAGUAUGGUUACAUUCCCUAGUGAAUUUAGUCUGUGGGAAAACCUUUGAUGUGGUGUGUGGUGUUAGUCUGCCAUCUAGUGUUCAACUCACACAUAACAGCCUAACCAUUCACAGAGCAGCAUCUUUAUUAGAAAAGUGGCAUUUGGGUUUAUUAUUAAAGGUGUAAAUAUUUAAGUAAAUAUGAAUUAAUGGUGAAUUACAGAAAUAUUUUCUGCACUUAUAACUGCUCAAAAUUUGCUGCACGAUUGCCUGAAAAAACUGGAAUUUUUCCUGAACUGGUUUACUGUAUGUUCAGGUUCUUGUAUUGAUUUUUAUUGAUUGCCUGCUGGUCAGUAUUUAUGUUGUCGUGUACUACUGAUGUUGUUGUUUUUUUUGUAGUUGUUGUUGGGCGCUGGAACCAAUAAUACAGUGGGCAAUGGUAGAGUAUAGGGUUGCAAAUUUCUGGUAAUUUUCAAGGAUGGAAAGUUUCCAUGGGAAUUAACGGGGAUAUAUGGGAAUAAAUUGGGAAUUGGAAAAGAUUGCACAGUUGCCUAUAACAGGGAACUUAACCUCCUAAGACCCGAGCUUUGGUUUGUCUUCUUUUCAAAUUUCUUCCUGUUAUUUUGGGGUUAGGAAGAACCAAUAAAUAAACAUGAAGCAGUGUAAUUGUCCACUUUUGGAUCAAAUAAAUCCAGGCUUGAUGAUUUUAAGUUUAAGAUUCUUCAAAAUUGUAUUAGCUUGCAUGCAUGUCUGCUUAUGACCAAAUCAGUUGUUUAUUUAUGUUUGUAUAGUUUAUAUACUGUGCAAAAGUCUUAAGCAACCAUCACCAGCUUUGAUGUUUUAGCAAAGUCUUAAUGUCCAUCCAUAUUUUUGUUCACCCUUCUUUUAUUAAGAUACAGACCAGAAAAUACAGGAAAUAUGCACACAAAUUUAAAAACAAAACAAAUUUCAGGACUGAAUGUCUUUUUCAGGCAUCAGUCAAUAUUUAGCGUGACCUCGAAAUACAUCGAAACACAUUUAGAGGUUUUUUGAGGAGACUGAAGUCAUUCGAUUAGAAUUAGAAAUCAGGAUUUAAUUUCAUCUAGGUUUAAGAAAUCUUGCGGUUUCCUGCUAUUGCUCAAGUAGGAGGAUAGUUCAGCCUAAAUACUUGACACUUCAGCUUAUAUUUUUAUAUUGUUUUUAAUACCACAUACACAUUUUCUGGUUGUAUUCUAAUAAAGAGACUGAGAAAUAGUUGUAUAUGAUCACUAUACUAAACAAAAACCACAAAUCUAAUGGUACAGCAUGGUGGCCUGACUUUUGCACAGUACUGUACAUUUCCCAACAUUUCCAAAUAAUUCCUGUAAAUUACCAUUAUAUUUUCCAAUUUGGAAUAUUUCCUAAAUAAUUAAGUUCCCAUGGAAAUUAUCCACCCACUUUGCAACCCUUGUAGAGUUCAUACCUCUGUGGUCAUUACCGUAGUAUUCCUGUGGCUCUUAUACAUCCAGUUUUAACACUUAUGUUUACAUCUGGUAACACUACAUAAUUAUUUAAUUCAGUUUUGUUGUUUAGUUUUUUUUAGGAAUAAAUGAUUUGAACUUUUUUUCUAUAGGGUAAACAAAUCCUGGUAUAAAGCAAUAGUUUUAGCAUUUGAGGGCUGUGAAUUAUACUUUUUUUUACUGACUGUAUUUGUGAAUGCACUUGGAUCAAUCAAACUAAAUCUUUAUGCCGGCUAUUUCCUGUUGUACCCUGUUGUCUGAUUUAUUUAAACAAAAAAUAUUGUUUCAAUAAAACACACAACAUCAUUAUUUUGUUUCUGUAGAAUUUUUCAGUCAACAUAGUGAAUAUUUUAUUAACAUAUAUGUAUUUAUAAUAUUGAUAUUUGUGUGAUUACAAAGCCACAACAACGA
This is a messenger RNA of Paramisgurnus dabryanus, 5163 nucleotides long. It is a transcript of the gene itgb8, whose product is annotated as integrin, beta 8. Gene Ontology annotation, molecular function: integrin binding. The record is from RefSeq and is a predicted model, not a curated record. NCBI's taxonomy places the organism in Eukaryota, Metazoa, Chordata, Actinopteri, Cypriniformes, Cobitidae. Gene Ontology annotation, cellular component: focal adhesion; cell surface; integrin complex. Gene Ontology annotation, biological process: integrin-mediated signaling pathway; cell-cell adhesion; cell migration.